Messenger RNA from Phycodurus eques (leafy seadragon), 3494 nucleotides. It is a transcript of the gene depdc1, whose product is annotated as DEP domain containing 1a. The coding region runs from base 145 to 2661 and encodes 838 amino acids. The transcript is spliced from 12 exons. Gene Ontology annotation, biological process: intracellular signal transduction. Lineage: Eukaryota; Metazoa; Chordata; Actinopteri; Syngnathiformes; Syngnathidae. The record is from RefSeq and is a predicted model, not a curated record.
AACAGACGGCGAGAAGGGAAGAUUAGCAUUGUCGAGACUCACCAACGCUUUCUUCUCACAAACUCGUAACAUAAUUGCUUGGAAAUGGAUACGUUUUAUCUGUCGUCGAAUUGAAAUGACCGGUUCUGCGAAUUUGGGAUAACCAUGAGUUCGCAUAUCGUCACCCCUGGGCCGUACCGAGCCACAAAGCUGUGGAAUGAGAUAACGCGGCUGUUCCGGGCUGGUAUGCCUCUGAAGAAGCACCGGCAGAACUUGAGAAAUUACAGUUCCUGCUUCACGGCGGUCGCUGCUGUGGACUGGCUGCACCAAAUGCUAUGUAGCAACAGCAACUUUGGCCCCGAUGUCACCAGGCAGCAGACCGUCCAGCUGCUCAAGAAGUUCCUGAAGAAGCAUGUGAUAGAAGACGUGAAGGGCCGCUGGGGCACAGAGGAACUGGAGGACAACAACACACUCUACAGGUUUCCAUCCACCUCUCCUCUGAAGCCCAUCCCAUGUCCAGCUGUGCCCUCAGCUUCCAAAGGCAUUAAGAAAAGGCCUUCACUUCGAGACAAAGAAGGUUUCUUCAGGUUUAAGAGCAUGAAGAAAAAUGAACAGGAGACAGAGGAAAAUCGCCAAGCAGAAGAAGAGAGAGAUCCAGGAGAGCCGCAAGUACAGAGACGAGAGCUGACUGGAGAUGAUGAACUGAAUAUCUGGAGGGACACCACCCUGACCCACCUGCAGAAGAUUCUAGGUGUUGCAUCGCUUGAUGAAGUGUUAGACCACCGUUCCAUAAACCCACACAACAUCAUCCAUAAUAUGAAUAAAGUCAACAAGCAUGGUGUGGUCACCCUGGAUGACAAGACCAAUGACCUUCCUCAUUGGGUUUUAUCAGCUAUGAAGAGCCUGGCCAAUUGGCCAAAGUAUGACAGUGCGCAGCCGUCCUAUCCAGGUUUUGAAAGGGACGUUUUCAAAACUGUGUCCGAUUACUUCUACAGCCUUCCACAGCCAUUACUCACCUAUGAGUUGUAUGAACUAUUUAUCAACGUACUUGUGUACUGUGGGUAUGUUCCAGCGCCCACUGCGUACCAAGGUGGCAAACGCAAGACGCCCGAUCUUCCCUCGGCGCCCCCCCCAACCAAGACGUCUUUUCGCUCUACAGAGUGUCUCCUCCUGUCACUGCUUAGACAGGGAACAUGCGAUGAGACGGAGUCUCCCAUGAGUGAAGUGCUUGGCGGAAAGGUUCAGUCUCAUCUGGCGGUGCUGAGAGGAGCCCCCGCCAGUACAGAUGAUGGCCAGUUAGGAGGCAGCUACAUGAGCCUCAGUACUGCUGGUUCCUUAAGGCGCCAAACUAGAAGCUGCUCAUUAGAGACAGUCCUACAUGACUCCACCCUUCUUCCCAGGCAACAGAUCUUUUUAUCCAAUGACAGCCUGGCAUCCUGCUUCCCGAGCAGCAGGAGCCAAGAUAGCAACUCUAGGACUGCGUCAACAAAAACAUCAGUUCAAUCUGUAAGUGCUCCACACAGUUUCGCCAGGCAUUCUGUAGAUUCAGUGGCAGCACGGUCAGCCCCACAGAGGGUGCACACAUUGCCACCGAGGAGUGUGGGCAGCUGUCUGGACAUAGUUGUAGAGACCAAGGAAGAGUCCUUUAAGGAGACCAAGUGGGAAGGCCGAGCUGCCAGCUGCCUGAAUCUAAACCCUUCAGAGGACCAGCAUCACUUGCAUGUUUCUACACCCCCUCUCUUGUCAUGCUCCCAGCCUCACGCCAGUUUCUCGUCACCUCCUGCAACCAAAGCACACUCACCUGACACUACCUCAGAACCGAGUGGGCCCCGACUGGCUUCUAGUACAUCUAAUCUUUGGACUCUGCCGGCGCCUGCUGUUGUCCGUCGCUGCCUCAGCUCUCUGGAUGUGUCUAAGUUGCCUCGACCCACUUCACUGUUUAAACCAUCUGUCUGUGUACCUACUGCCAGAACGCAGCACCCCGAACCGAAAUCUGAGCACAGGCUUCUGCAGCCUCAGAGUGAGCGUGUGGCCAUUGAUGCCCUGCAGUUGUGCACACUCCUCCUCCCACCUGCCUCACGAAGGAAGUUGCAGCUCCUAAUGAGGAUGAUGUCUCGCAUUAGCCAGAACGUGGAUAUGCCUCGCCUCCACCCUGCCAUUGGCACCCGAACAAUGAUGGUCCACACAUUUUCAGGCUGCGUUCUAGCCAGUGCUGAGGAGUGUGAGUUGGAUGAGCUCUUAGCUACCAGAUUGGUUUCCUUUUUAAUGGAUCAUCAGCAGCGCAUCCUGUCGGUCCCUGAGUAUCUGGUCGGUGCCAUUAAUGACCAUGUGCAGUACUUGCGCACAGCACAGGUACCAAUAGACGAUGUCGCUAACGUUGAGAGUGGCAACCCGGUAUACGCUCCCCUGCCAAUGUAUACCUUCUGCUGUCAGAUUAGUGGCGCUGAAUUUGAGCAGCAGAAGUUGUCAUGUUCCCAGAAGGCCAUGGAAGACUUACUGGAGAUGAUUUUGACGGACCAAAACAUGACGGAGAAGGACAGACGCAAAAAGUUAAAGCAGUUUCAGAAGCAGUAUCCUGACAUCUACAGUCGACGGUUCCCCUCCGCAGAGAAAGCCAACAAGCCAAAGAUUAAAGCUCCACUGCUCAUCAGGAAGACCAAAGCUUUCAGUAUCAGGAACUAAAAUGGUUGUAAUGUUGGCUGCACUAUAAAUGCACUCACACUGGUACCCACAGAACCAAACCGAUUUUGUUACAGUGGAAACUGUUAUUGCUGUUUUUUUGUUGUUGUUGUUUUUGUGUGCAUUUGUGGCACAACUGGGAGAGAUGAAGGCAGGUCGACAAUUGUAUUUAUUUUACUUUUUUUUUUUUUUUGCACAGAUUUACCAUUUAUGCUAACGUUCUACAUAGGUAUUGUGUGCAUGCACGUGUUCAUCAUUUGUACUUUUGGGAAAAAUAUUUGCGAUUUCUUAAUUUAAAGGAAUGAUGCUAGUGGGAGCAAUACGAAAAAGUUCUUGAAAAGUAACUGCUUGUCAGAACUGUUUUUGACUAAACAUUUUAUAAGGCUUACUAAUUUAAAAUGUUCAAUUCCUGUAUCACUUGUAUAAUUGUGUAUUCAGUUUUUGGUAUUUUAAAAAAAUUAUUAUUACAAAACUGGGCAAGGAUUUAAGCUUUAGAUUUUGGCAAUCUGCGUGUAUGUGUACUGCAUCUUUAGUUUUUUUGGGUAGUGAUUACUUGGGUUUAUAAUAAGCCAGACAACUUCAGUGAAAAGUUAAUAACAAUUUACAAAUUAGGCCUCUGCUUGCUUUUGACUCUAAGGUACCUUAAGCAUAAACUUAAAUUCAAACCUUCCCUUAAAUUCAAAACCUGAAAUUCAGAUUUUAUGAUACAUGGUAUUUAUUGCUCUGAGCCUACAUGAAGUAUUAUUUUACAGUAAUGGAUGUUUGUGUCUGACUCUUGUAUGCACUGUUUAUGAGGCUCUACACAGUUGUACAUGUUCCUCUACAACUAUGCAAAU